Messenger RNA from Nicotiana tabacum (common tobacco), 2293 nucleotides. RefSeq lists its product as uncharacterized. Gene Ontology annotation, molecular function: protein binding. Lineage: Eukaryota; Viridiplantae; Streptophyta; Magnoliopsida; Solanales; Solanaceae. The record is from RefSeq and is a predicted model, not a curated record.
GCAGUUUCCCUAAUAAUUCUCCCAUUCUUAUUAAACUUGUUUCAUCUCCUAACUAACUAGCCACCAUUCUGCAACUGAUAUACCAAAAAUACCCCUAUAUCUUCGCACAAAUCAAUCCAUCUGUCACACCGUUGCCAAGGCUAUUUUUGUCAUUCAGUCCGUUCACAAUUUCUGUACAUCAACUGAAGAUAAGCAUGAACAAUAUAGGCAGAGCUAUUCUUUCUCCUCAAGAUAAAAUUUAUUGAAUUGUCUUGAUUUUCCUCCCAAAAAACUCUAACUAAUUCGCCGGAAUCUUUACAUUUCUUCCGACCCCAUCUCGCCGGAAAAUGGGCCAAUGAAAUCCAACAUGUUUACUGAAACGGAACAUGCACAAAAUCCAGUUGCAUCAACCGCCGGAGAAUCAAGAAUCCGGCAAGAAAUUGUGUUCAUUUCUUCACUCAUAUCUCUUUCUUAUUCAAUCAAAGUGUUUCCCGUGAAAUGGCAAUCUAUUCGCAAUAAGCUUGAAGAACUUCUCUCUAGUCUCUCUGUCAUUGAAAAUUGUGAUUCAACUGAAAAUUAUCCUCCACUUUGCAGCUCUCUUCAGGCCAUUAAUGCAACCCUCAAAAACUGCAAUGAACUUUCAAAGCAUUGUAUGGAAUUUUCUUAUAGUGGGAAACUCCUCAUGCAAAGUGAUCUUGAUAUAAUUUCCUCAAAGUUGGACAAUCAUGUAAGGAACAUUUCUGAGAUUUACUCUCUCGGUUUGCUAACUCAGAGCUAUGCUAUUAUUGUUUCAAGGCCGAGCAUUGGAGCUUCUCGCGAUGAUAUUAAGUUCUAUAUCAGGGAUUUGUUGUCAAGGCUCAAGAUUGGUUCUUCAGAAAUGAAGAAGCAAGCUUUGAUUGCCUUGAAUGAAGUCAUUCAAGAAGAUGAUAGGUAUGUUAAAGUUGCAAUUGAAGUUGAUAGUUUUGUUUCUCGGUUGGUGAAUUUUCUUGAUUUUCAAGAAGAUAAUCUUCAAGAAGAGGCAGCUAAGGCCUUAUCUGUAAUAGCAGGGUAUCAAUCCUAUAGAAGUUGUUUAAUUUCUACAGGAAUAAUUGCACCACUAAUUAGAGUUUUAGAGUGUGGGAAUGGUUUGAGUAAAGAAUUUGCAGCAAGAUGUUUGCAGAAGCUAACAGAGAAUUCAGAUAAUGUAUGGUCAGUUUCAGCUCAUGGUGGAGUUACUGUUUUGUUGAAGUUAUGUACUGAGGUUGAUUCUGUUGGUGAAUUAGUUGGUUUGGUUUGUGGGGUGUUGAAAAAUCUUGUUGGGGUUGAAGAAAUCAAGAGGUUUAUGAUUGAGGAAGGUGCAAUUUCAGUAUUUGUUAAGCUUGCAAGGUCUAAAGAUGAGGUUACACAAAUUAGUUCAAUUGAUUUUUUACAAAGUAUGGCUUCUGGGGAUGAAUCAACUAGACAAAUGAUCAUGAAAGAAGGUGGAAUACGAGCUCUAGCUCGUGUUUUGGAUCCGAAAUCAUCGUUCUCGUCUAAAGCAAGGGAAAUGGCCUUGAGGGGAAUUGUGAAUUUAUGUUUCUCAUCAGUAAAUUCAGUGAACAUUCUGUUGAAUAAUGGAUUUAUGGAUCACAUUCUGUAUUUUCUUAGACAUGGGGAUGGUUCACUUCAAGAAUUGGCAUUAAAGGCAGCAUUUUGGCUAUGUGGAACAUCAGAAGAGGCCAAGAAAGCAAUGGGGGAUGCUGGAUUUAUGCCUGAGCUUGUGAAUUUUCUUGAUUCCAAGUCAUUUGAGGUUAGAGAAAUGGCAGCUGAAACACUAUCAAGUAUGGUUAUUGUGCCAAGAAACCAAAAGAGAUUUGUACAAAGUGAUCAAAAUAUUGGUUUGCUGCUACAAAUGCUUGACCCUGAGCAGGCAAAUUUUGGUAACAAGAAGCUAUUGCUUUCUAUACUCAUGUCAUUAACAAGUUGCAAUAGUGCAAGAAAGAAAAUUGCAAAUUCUGGGUAUCUGAAAAACAUUGAGAAGCUAGCAGAAGCUGAAGUUUCAGAUGCAAAAAAGCUUGUCAGGAAAUUAUCCUCCAAUAGAUUCAGAAACAUUCUCAGUGGAAUCUGGCAUUCAUGAUCAAAUGUAAUUCAAUUUUGUCUUUAUGUUUUAAUGUUUGCUUAACUCCCUCAAUCCCCAACCAUCACCCAAAAAAAAAGAAGGGCAAACAACAAGGAGAUCUUAAUCAUCUUAUGUUAUGUAAAUCAAGAUAAAUGUACUUUAUUGUGGAGCUUUUAGAAUAUCCCUUUGUAGCUUCUAGUCAUAUAAAAAGUCUCAAUUAAAAAAAAGAUUACUGAA